AAAAAAAAAAAAAAGAAACUCCCUGACAUAAGUGAAAUUCCAGGGUAAGGAUUGCAGAAAAUCCUGUACUACUUCGGAACUGCUGAGAGUUAGCAAAUUCCUAUCAAGAAUAUCCAUGUCUCCUCCUUUAUUUCUAGUUCCCAAUUCCAAUACCCUCUGUUAUCACCAUUCCAUUUUUAUUAUCAACCACAAAACUAUUCUUUUUUCCAAAUCAUUCAAUUCUAAAGUUACCACCUUUUCCUCCAAACCCAAUGAUAAUAAUCAUACCAGCAAAAACCUGGAAGAAUGCAAUCUUGAAUUUGAAAAUCAAGAUUAUGAGUCACAAUCAAACCCCACUUCACAUACAAGUUCAGGAAUUAAAGGCCCUACUGCUCCAUGGAUGAAGGGUCCUCUUCUUCUUGAACCCAAUCACGUUUUGAACUUAUCCAAAUCAAGAAGGAAGAAAGAUACCAACUUUGUUAUAACACAAAAUCCUAAUGAUGCACUUUCUGGUAAAGUUAGUGGAGGAAGAGGUAAAAAAGCAAUGAAGAAGAUUUACCAAGGAAUUGAUAGACUCCAAGAAACACAAAAUUUGGAAUUUACACAGGUGGAAGCUGAUGCUAAGUUUGAGUUUCAGUUCCCACCAGGAUCUUUAGCUCAAUGGGAAGAUGUGAGCUUUGAAUUUGAUGAACAAACCCCAUAUGGGAAGCACGACAAUGUGGAAAGCAUUGAGAGAGUUGAAUUUGAUAUUUUAUCAAGAGAGUGUGAAGGAAAAGGGAUUAGAAAAAAUGGGGGGAAAAUGCCAUGGGAGAGUGAGGAGAGAAUUUGGUAUAGGAGAAUGAAUAAGGAGAGAGUUCCCACGACUGCUGAGUCGAAUAUUGACGCAAUGUUGCUCGAGAGAUUGAGGGGUGAGGCUGCGAGGAUUCAGAAGUGGGUGAAGGUUAAGAAAGCAGGAGUUACCCGAGCUGUUGUUGACCAAAUCCACUUAGUUUGGAAGUAUAAUGACCUUGCAAUGCUCAAAUUUGACCUGCCUUUAUGCCGUAAUAUGGACAGAGCUCGAGAAAUUAUUGAGAUGAAGACUGGAGGCUGUGUUGUUUGGAGGAAUAAAAACGCUCUGAUUGUUUAUAGAGGAUGUGAUUAUACUUUACGACAAAAGGAUGACCCAGAACUACAUCAUGAUUUUCUAUGCAGUCAACAAAGCUCUUCAUUUACUGAAAAUAUUGAAGAGACAAGUACUUUCUCGUCAUUGAACUCAAGCGGAAGCAGUGAAGAGGAAAUGAUAAGUGGUGAAAACUCAGAAGCGGAUAGCGUAGCAGUAAAUGAGUCACUUUAUGAGAGGGAAGCUAAUAGAUUAUUGGAUGACUUAGGACCUCGUUAUGUUGAUUGGUGGUGGCCAAAGCCUUUGCCUGUGGAUGCAGAUUUGCUUCCUGAAGUAGUUCCUGGAUUUAAGCCACCAUUUAGACUUUGCCCGCCACAUUCAAGAUCAAAGCUGACAGAUGAUGAACUUACACACUUAAGGAAACUUGCUCGUUCUUUGCCAACUCAUUUUGUCCUUGGGAGAAACAGAAAACUGCAAGGCUUGGCUGCAGCAGUCAUAAAAUUGUGGGAGAAAUGUCAUAUAGCAAAGAUAGCUUUGAAGUGGGGAAUUCCAAAUACUAGCAAUGAGCUAAUGGCAAAUGAACUGAAGUAUCUUACAGGAGGAAUCCUUUUAUUGCGGAAUAAGUUCUUUAUAAUCCUAUAUAGAGGCAAGGAUUUUCUUCCUUCUCAAGUUGCAAGCCUUGUAGCUGAGAGAGAGGUGGAGCUCACAAGAUGUCAGCUUGAGGAAGAAGUUGCCCGUUUCAAAGCAAUUGAAACCCUUCCAAUAACUACUGAGGUAUCAAUGAGUAGUAGUAAUGUUGGGACUUUAUCAGAAUUCCAGACAAUUGCAGAACCUGGAAAGGAGAAAUCUGAGAUUGAAGUUCAAUUGGUGGCUGAAAAGGAAAGAUUAGAAAAAGAAUUGAGGAAUCAACAGCACAGCCUUUACAUUCUCAAGAAGAAGAUUGAAAGAUCAUCUAUAACAUUGGGAAAGUUAAAUGCUGCAUGGAGACCUGCCAGACAGGAUGAAGAUAAAGAGAUCUUAACACAGGAAGAGAAACGUUCUCUUAGGCAGAUAGGAUUGAAGAUGGACAGGAGUUUAGUGCUUGGGAGACGUGGUGUUUUUGACGGUGUAUUAGCUGGUCUCCAUCAGCAUUGGAAGCACAGAGAAGUUGUUAAGGUGAUCACAUUGCAGAAAAUCUUUUCUCAGGUCAUUCAUACUGCAAAGCUCCUGGAGGCAGAAAGUGGUGGAAUACUGGUUUCUGUGGACAAACUUAAAGAAGGUCAUGCUAUAAUAAUUUAUCGGGGAAAGAACUACAGGCGCCUGGAAUUGGUUCCUCAGAAUCUUCUAAACAAAAGACAAGCUUUAUGCCGGUCCCUUGAAAUGCAGAGACUUGGAUCAUUGAAGUUUUAUGCAAAUAAAACAGAGCAGGAAAUCACAGAUCUUAUGCGCAAGUUGGUAGAAUAUACAGUAAAGAUUGGUCAAAUGGGGGAGAUCUAAAAGCUUGUGGCACAGUCAUAACUACUAUUGCUCUUGAUCUCUGUCUUGACAUGGUCUACAUACAUCAGCGCGAAGAGAGUUCACCCAUUGGCUAGCUGAGUAUUAUGGGGAAAUAACGACUAUUGCUUUGAAAGCCCUUGAUUAAUGACCUUAGAGCUUGUUAAUUUUGUGGUGGAAAAUCUGUGCAUCUUGGGAUUUCACUGUUGAGAAAAGUAUGCAACUUGGAGAAGCAUUCAACUUUGUGAUUCUCCUUGAUGAGACAUAAUAGAGUUUCGGGAUGAUGGUGGACUUGCAGAUGAGCAAUGGAUUGAUAAAGUAGCAUUGCUAACAUUACAGCAUAGACAACUUUCUAAGACUGCUACUUGUUGCAUGAUCUGGUAAGGUUUAAGAUUAGUUCCAGAACUCAGACGUCAAGUCCCAUGACCUGUAUUACAGGAAAAUACCUGUUGAAGCAUUAGGUAGGUCCACAUCUACACUUGAAAUCAAUAAAACAGACAUUUGAAGGAGGGGGAGGCGAACAUACGACAGGGAUUUGUUCCAUACAGCACGGAGUCGAUAACAUUAAUUGCACUGCUGAUUUCGAAGGGCACUGUUCCUCUUCUCUUGCAGCAACUUCGUGAAAUUGUGCCAAUUCCAGGUUUGAACUACUGCAGACAUGUCUUAUAUUUUCUACUGAAUGGCGACAUAGGUGUUAGUGCAACUGGCAAAAACAAGUGUGAUCAGGUUGUGGCUGCUCCUUUACAGCUGGAGAUACAACAUAUAAUUUGGAUGCCAACCUUGGGCAUCAUUUACUCUGGCACAUGCCUUGUAUGACACAAACUAGAUUAAUUAAAUGAGUUAGCAUGUUUGGUGAGGCCACCAUAAACGUGAAAAUUAUGUUCUCUCUCUGUUUGGUGCUAGUUGGCAAUAAUUUUAUCAACACAUUAUCAAGCAGUUUUGUUAUUUA
Messenger RNA from Lycium barbarum (goji berry), 3500 nucleotides. RefSeq names its product chloroplastic group IIA intron splicing facilitator CRS1, chloroplastic. The record is from RefSeq and is a predicted model, not a curated record. The transcript has 9 exons. The coding region runs from base 116 to 2554 and encodes 812 amino acids. Lineage: Eukaryota; Viridiplantae; Streptophyta; Magnoliopsida; Solanales; Solanaceae. Gene Ontology annotation, molecular function: mRNA binding. Gene Ontology annotation, biological process: RNA splicing, via transesterification reactions.